AGUAUGAUGGUGAUCUGGAUCAUGGAUGUUUUAUGCUCUUUUUUCUAUUGUUACUUCCGGUCGGCAUUUGGCUUGUGUUUCUUUGGUUAUUAGUUUCUAAGUUAAGUGUAUAAAACUAAUUAUUUCUUUGUUUUAUAAUUAUAUGCAGGCAUGUCGGAAGCAGAAGGCAAUGGCCCGGUGAAAAAUGCCGUGGAUGGUGACGUAAAGGUAGAGUCAGCGGACAAGGUAAAACUCGAAGGGGAGGAAGAAUCUGGGAAGGCUAAUGAAGAACCUACGAAGGGUAAAGAGCAAUCAGUGGCGGCAGAAGAACCUUUGAAUAAUGACAAAGAAGAAAACUUAAAUGAAACUGUGAAAAAUGAAGCCACAGAUUUGGAAAGUAAAAUUAUAAGACAAAUUGAGUACUAUUUUGGCGAUAUUAACCUGCCGCGCGACAAGUUCCUGCGCGAACAGACCAAAGCGGACGAUGGCUGGGUCCCGCUGGAAACAAUGUUGAAGUUCAAGAGACUGGCGAGUCUGACGACGGACCCAGACGCCAUCAUAACGGCCCUCACCAAGUCCCCGAACAAUCUGAUGGAGGUGAACGAGGACAGAAGCAAGAUCAGACGAGCACCCGACAGACCUCUCCCGGAGUUCAACGAGGCUCGUCGCAAUGAGUUGAUGACGAGAACUGUGUAUGCCAAAGGUUUCCCUAAAACUGGGGUCACUUUGGAUGACCUCUUAGCCUACUUUGCAGACUUUGGAUUGGUGGAAAAUGUUCAAAUGAGAUCUUAUCUGGACAAAGCUGCCAAGAAGUCAGUUUUUAAAGGCUCUGUGUUCAUCAUUUUCAAGACUAAAGAAUUGGCUGAGCAAUUUUUAGCUCGUGAAAGUGUGAAAUUUCAGGAGACCGAGCUUAUAAGAAAGUGGCAGUCAGUGUACUUUGAAGAUAAGAAGAAAGAACGCAAAGAGCGUGAUGAAAAGCGAAAGAGUCAACGCAAUGCCGGGAAGAAUGAUGUUCAGAAUGCUCCUUCGAAGCCGCAGCACAACCUGUCCAAGGGAGCCAUCAUGAAGCUGAAGGGCUUCAGCGGGGAGGUGACGCGUGAGGACAUCAAGAAGGAGCUGACGGACAUGAAGGCGGAGGUGGCCUUCAUAGAUUUCGACAAGGGCGACAGCGAGGGCUGGGUUCGGCUCCACGGCGAGAACAGCGCGCAGCCCGUGCUGGACCAGCUGAAGGAGAAGCCUCUGGUGGUGUGCGGCUGCACGAUAGAGGCGGAGCUGGUCGACGGGGAGGAGGAGGAGGGCCUUCUGGAGAAGACCCGCGAGGCCCUCGACAAGAUACGAGACCGCAAGUCCAACAGAGGUCGCAGGGGCAGGGGGCGAGGCGGGAGGAGUCGUGGGGGCUUCCACGGGGACCGCAAGCGCAAGGGAGGAACCCACGAGGACGAGCCACCCGCCAAGGUGGAAGCCGUCGCGGCCGAAUAGUCCGGGGCAGAGUCCCUCGGAGGAAGGGAGAUGCAUCCAGCCCACCUAGAGUUGCGGGGGCCACGCGCAGACUUGCGAGACUCGUUGCCAUCUGUUGAAUGUGCUGUUCUUGAUCGUAUCAUGCCUACUUCCUGUAAACGUUUUAACUUUGAAUUAUUUUUUUUUCUGGCUGUCUGUUUGUGAGACAACCGUCAUGUAACGGAGCGAGGAGAACUCAUGAAACCAGCAGAAGUUCUUUUUAAGACAAAAAGAAAAUGAUGGAAUUAUGAAUGGAUAAUUAUUUCCUCUGCUGACCCCACAUUGGGUUUUUUCACCUGUCGUGAUGUGAAUCAUUAGAAUUGUAGUGUUGCAUCAGAUAAGAAUGGGAAAAUUAUGUGAACUUGUUGUAUGAUUGGCAAGACUUGAAAGAAAUGCACAGGUGUGUUUUGUAAAUCACCAUCGAUGUUGUCGAUACUGAAAAGUUCGUCUUUGUGUGAAUGUGGCCAAAUGAACCAGUCAUGGCACAUGAACAUCAACUAUUCCUGCAAGCUGUUGAACUUGCCCAUCUUUCUGGUCGAAAUGCAAUGGGGAAAGGUGCUGGAAAUAUGGAAUAUGUUUGUAUUCCCCAGCAAAUGGCAAGUUUUGUUACAUUCUGUUUUGCAUUAAGCCUGAAAGUUUUUUUUUCUCCCACAUUCAUAACAGAGCUUUGUACUAAAUGAUCUUAAGUAAGCAAACGCUCUUGUUAGUUUAGUUUUCAUUAGUACACAUACACAUUUUGAUGUUUUAUUGUUUUUUGUUCACUAGAACUUGACCUGUCAGUACUUAUUGUGGACUUCAAACACAGUAAAAAUGUGCCCAUUGGUUGCAUACAAGAUUUUAAGGUUGUUUAUUUUAGGUCAGUUUGUUUUUCAAAAAUAUUUCUAUACAUAACUUUUUUUUUCAACAACAACAAUAAUAAUAAUAUUGAUUAUAAGAGGUUGCUUCAGGUCAGUAUGGGUCUUCCAUUUUAUAAAACAUUAUUUUAUGGUAAACCCCAUGCUUUCUUUUGUACUCCGGCACAGGUUUGACUAAAGCAGUGUCUGGUCGAAUGUUUCCUUGUUCGGCUCUGUUGUAAAGUUCUAUUUGGUGUUUAUGAGAGUUUUGUUGUUUUAUUUACAAAUUUGCCACGUUGUUUGGAAAUGUUCUACAAUUUUGUAUAUAUUUUUAUUUUAAGAAAUUUAUAACUCAAUAAAAUGUUUUAAAAUUUAUAACGUAAGGUUAAAAUGUUUUCAGGAUGUAACAUUUGUGCCUACAUAGGACAGUCUUCUCGCAUCUAUAUUGUGUUUGUUGCAGUGUUCAAUGUAAUUGUGUUCUGUUCAAAGUGUUUGUUAUUGUAUACUGUACUGUAUAUGCCUUUAAACUGUUAUUAUUUUGUAAUGCAAGAAUUUUCAUGCUUCCAGAGCAAUGUAAAAUAAAAAGGUAAAAUAAAAAUUUUGGUUUAGAGU
Molecule: messenger RNA, 2921 nt
Organism: Bacillus rossius redtenbacheri
Lineage: Eukaryota; Metazoa; Arthropoda; Insecta; Phasmatodea; Bacillidae
Gene: La
Product: la protein homolog
Exons: 9
Coding region: 151-1458 (435 amino acids)
Biological process (GO): tRNA processing
Cellular component (GO): ribonucleoprotein complex; nucleus
Molecular function (GO): mRNA binding
Source: RefSeq, a predicted model, not a curated record